GAAUUGGGACACAGCCUGCAUUCGAUUAUCCUUCCGAAUCGGUUUUCCGAGGAAGUUGCCUAUCGACACGCUUGAAACGCCCCUUUUCCUGGGAGACGCGACCCGCCCACUGCUCCCUGGAACUGCCUCCUGUAUAAAGGCCCUGUGCGCUGGACUUUUCCUUCUGACUCGUGUAGACUGACCAGAGUCCACGAUUCCUCCACGCUCCGCCUGCUGACCUCUGCUCACUCAGCUCUGCUCUGUGUGCAGCACAUUCCAGUUCUGCCUCAACAUGUCUCUGUACAGCUUUGGUCUGGAGCAGCUGUCCGUGCACGCUUGGAACAAGGAGCGCACACAAAUUGCAGUGAGUCCUAACAACAACGAGGUGCUCAUCUAUGAGAAGAAAGGCAAAGAGUGGGUGAAGAUCCACGAGCUGACGGAGCACAGUGGCCGCAUCACUGGUAUUGACUGGGCCCCGGAAUCCAACCGCAUUGUGACAUGUGCUGCAGACCGUAAUGCUUAUGUGUGGACCCUGAAAGAGGGCCAGUGGAAGCCCACCCUGGUGCUGGUGCGCAUCAACCGCGCAGCCACCUGCGUCAAGUGGUCCCCCCAGGAGAACAAGUUCGCUCUAGGCUCUGGAGCUCGCCUCAUCUCCAUCUGCUACUUUGAGAAAGAGAAUGACUGGUGGCUGAGUAAACACAUUAAGAAGCCUAUCUGCUCCACGGUGCUCAGUCUGGACUGGCACCCCAACAACAUCCUGCUGGCAGCGGGCUCAGCAGACCUUCACUGCAGAAUUUUCUCCACCUAUAUUAAGGACAUCGAGGAGAAGCCAGGGCCUACGUCUUGGGGGGUGAAGAUGCCAUUUGGGGAGGUGCUUCUGGAGCACAAAGACUGUGGGGGCUGGGUGCACAGUGUGUCCUUCAGCCCCAGUGGAGACCAGCUGGUGUGGGUGUCUCACAACAGCAGCAUCACAGUGGCUGAUGCCUCCAAGAGUAAGGAGGUGACCACACUGACCACUGACCGCCUGCCUCUGCUGAGUGUGCUCUUCAUCAGUCCCACCGAGAUUGUGGCUGCGGGCCAUGACUGCUGCCCGUACCAGUACUCAUACCAGGGCCCAGGGAGGCUGGAGUUUGUCAAAAAGCUGGACGUGCCCAAGCAGAGCUCUAAGAGCACCAUGUCAGCCAUGCAGCAUUUCCGCAAUCUAGACAAGAAGGCCACUGAGGAGGACAGCAGUGAGCUGAGCACGCUGCACCAGAACAGUAUCACUCAGCUGUGUGUGGUGUCCAAGGCAGGGGGCAGUGUGAGUUUCCUCAGCAGUGUGUCUCUGGAUGGAGCCAUGGUGGUCUGGGAUCUCCAGUUGGAAAGUGUCAACUCCGUCCUUCCAUUCUGAUCCAUUUAACAGUACAGGAGAGAGUUGAAGCCUUGAGUGAGGUCAUUAAGGCAGCUCACAAAUGGAACAAGUAGCUCAGAAGAACAGCCAUGUUUAUCAAAAAGAAAAUCAGAACAAACAUUAUGAAAUUUUGUAUAUCUGUGAGGGUGGACCUCUGGAACAACUGCACAGAAAACCUAAAAUUGUGCACCACUCUCUUCAGUUUAUAAAGAAGUUUAAAUGUUUACCUCUGGGCAGAGUCAUGAAUUAUGAGACUUAAUUUGUGCUGUAGUACUUUGUUGUACUGUUACUGAUUUGUUUGUUUCCUCUUGCUGUAUUUAUGAAUAUGAACUGGUGUCAACAUGACGCUCUGAUAAAGGAAUAAAGGGUUGGCAUAAAAAGCUCAAGCUUCAACCUACAUCUUUUCGGUCUGUGAAUGUUAUAUAUGACUAUAAUAUAAAUAUGUCUAUGAAAUAAUGUCAAAAUAUACCUGUGACCGAAAUAAAUAAAUUAAUAUAAAAGAAA
Messenger RNA from Boleophthalmus pectinirostris (great blue-spotted mudskipper), 1873 nucleotides. RefSeq lists its product as uncharacterized. The transcript is spliced from 10 exons. The record is from RefSeq and is a predicted model, not a curated record. NCBI's taxonomy places the organism in Eukaryota, Metazoa, Chordata, Actinopteri, Gobiiformes, Gobiidae. Gene Ontology annotation, biological process: Arp2/3 complex-mediated actin nucleation. Gene Ontology annotation, cellular component: actin cytoskeleton; Arp2/3 protein complex. Gene Ontology annotation, molecular function: actin filament binding. Bases 272 to 1369 code for a protein of 365 amino acids.